GCAGACAUGAGACAGUUGUUCGUUUUGUUGGUGCUGAUCGGGAUUGGUUAUUCCGCUGCCAAGCUGAAUCGCUUGCGGCUCCACUCGAAUGGUAACUUUACCAAGAGCCACGGAAAUGUGAAGGUGGAGAAGGCCGUCCUGGCGGCCAAGUACUCGUUUUUGGUGGACGCCACAACCAGCUCCAGUUCCAGUUCUUCUUCGUCGCAAACUGAAAAUCUUCAGAAUUCUUUUAACAAGGAGUACUACGGUGUAAUUGAAAUCGGAACCCCCGGGCAGCGGUUCAACAUUCUGUUCGACACGGGAUCGUCCAAUUUGUGGGUUCCCAGUGCCAAGUGCUCGUCCUCAAACAUCGCUUGCCAGAGGCACAACAAGUACCGAUCGGAAGCAUCCAGCACCUACGUGGCGAAUGAUACGGAGUUCGCCAUCGAAUAUGGAACCGGCAGUCUCUCGGGAUUCCUCUCCACUGACACUGUGACCGUGGGAGGAGUCAGCAUCCAAGGCCAGACCUUCGGCGAGGCCAUCAACGAGCCGGGAACCACCUUCGACUAUGCUCCAUUUGCGGGAAUCCUGGGAAUGGCCUUCGAGGCGAUCGCCGUGGACGGAGUCACUCCGCCGUGGGACAACAUGAUUGCCCAGGGACUGCUCGACAAGCCCGUCAUGUCGUUCUACCUGAAGCGCCAGGGCACCGCGGUGCAGGGUGGAGAGCUGAUCCUCGGAGGCAGUGACUCCAGUCUGUAUGUCGGCAGUCUCACCUACGUCCCCGUUUCGGUUCCGGCCUAUUGGCAGUUCAAGGUGAACUCGAUCAAGGUCAACCGCGUGGUGCUGUGCAACGGAUGCCAGGCGAUUGCCGACACCGGAACCUCCUUGAUCGUGGUUCCCCAGGCGGCCUACACCAAGAUCAAUCGCCAGCUGGGCGCCGAGGAUAAUGGCGGUGGAGAGGCGUUCGUGAGGUGCAGCCGAAUCGCAUCCCUGCCCAAAAUAAACCUUAAUAUUGGCGGCACCAUCUUCACCCUGAACCCCAAGGACUACAUCGUCAAGCUGACCCAGAAUGGAGUGACCUACUGCAUGUCCGGCUUCACCAGUAUGGGCAGCAUCUCGUUCUGGAUUCUGGGUGACUUGUUCAUUGGCAAGUUCUACACGGAGUUCGAUAAAGGCAACGAACGGAUUGGUUUUGCCAGGGUGGCCAACUAUUAGGCGUCUUCAUAUGGCUUACAAAUUACAAAAUUUGAGUA
Molecule: messenger RNA, 1232 nt
Organism: Drosophila rhopaloa
Lineage: Eukaryota; Metazoa; Arthropoda; Insecta; Diptera; Drosophilidae
Product: lysosomal aspartic protease
Exons: 1
Coding region: 7-1194 (395 amino acids)
Biological process (GO): cell death; proteolysis
Cellular component (GO): lysosome
Molecular function (GO): aspartic-type endopeptidase activity
Source: RefSeq, a predicted model, not a curated record